AGGCGAGCGGCUGAUUGUUCAUCCGCGAGGUCUGCGCGACUCUCGCUGCGCCGGGGAGCGGUGCGAAGCCCGAAACAGAGCGCGCGCGCGCGCGCUUCGCUCGCGCUGCUGGGACAGCAAGGCGCACGGGGUCCUCCGAACGCAGGGUUAGCCGCUCGGUCCAGCACGGGUUCUACAGCUGCGUGCCGGGAGCCACGAAGAAGAUGCCCGCCGGCGCCGAGCUCCGGCUGCGAGGCUGAGCGCCUUCCUUCCAGCAGCGGGGGCAGCGGCACUUGGCCGUGCGCGGGGGCUCCGGAGCCGGCCCAGAGCGCGCCAGGAGGACGAGUAGCGGCGGCCGAGCACCCCUUGCCCGGACCUGUGGGGUCUGCGGAGAGCGCACGCGGGUCGGCCCGGAUGGGCGCGGGGUUCGCGACCCCCGCCGGGCGCUGCGGAACGGCCCGGGCACUGGGGGCCCUCUGAGCGCCGACGCCGCGUCCGCGGAGAGAACUUGUGCGGCCGGCCAUGCCCCGACGCGGAGCCUACUACUGAGGGGAGCCCCCACCGGGGCCGUGCGCGCCUGCACCCGCUCGGGACCUCGUAGUCCCCGCGCCCGGAGUUCGCAACGCGCUUCAGACAAGAUGGCGCGGCCGGUCCGGGGAGCGCUCGGGGCCCCGCGUCGCUCGCCUUGCCUUCUUCUCCUGUGUCUGCUGCUGCUGCUGCGGCUGGAACCCGCGACCGCAGCGGCCGGCCCGCGCGAGCCCUGCGCGGCUGCCUGCACUUGCGCCGGGGACUCGCUGGACUGCGGCGGGCGCGGGCUGGCGGCGCUUCCCGGGGACCUGCCCGCCUGGACGCGGAGCCUAAACCUGAGUUACAACAAGCUCUCUGAGAUCGACCCUGCUGUUUUUGAGGACUUGCCGAACCUGCAGGAAGUGUACCUCAACAAUAAUGAGUUGACCGCCAUACCAUCCCUGGGAGCUGCUUCGUCACAUGUCGUCUCUCUGUUUCUGCAACACAACAGGAUUCGCAACGUGGAGGGGAGUCAGCUGAAGGCAUACCUUUCCUUGGAGCUGUUAGAUCUGAGUUCCAACAACAUCACAGAAGUCCGCAGCGCCUGCUUUCCGCCCGGCCUGCGCAUCAAGGAGCUCAACCUGGCGAGCAACCGCAUUGGCACCCUGGAGUCAGGAGCAUUUGAUGGUCUGUCACGGUCACUGCUGACUCUUCGCCUGAGCAAAAACAGGAUCACGCAGCUUCCUGUAAAAGCAUUCAAGUUACCCAGGCUGACACAACUGGACCUCAAUCGGAACCGGAUUCGGCUAAUCGAGGGCCUCACCUUCCAAGGGCUCGACAGCCUGGAGGUGCUGAAACUUCAGCGAAACAAUAUCAGCAAGCUGACCGAUGGGGCGUUCUGGGGGCUGUCGAGGAUGCACGUGCUGCACCUGGAGUACAACAGCCUGGUGGAGGUGAACAGCGGCUCGCUCUACGGCCUCACCGCCCUGCACCAGCUCCACCUCAGCAACAACUCCAUCUCUCGGAUUCACCGGGAUGGCUGGAGCUUCUGCCAGAAGCUGCAUGAGCUGAUUCUGUCCUUCAACAACCUCACGCGGCUGGACGAGGAGAGCCUGGCCGAGCUGAGCAGCCUGAGCGUCCUGCGCCUCAGCCACAAUGCCAUCAGCCACAUCGCCGAGGGCGCCUUCAAGGGACUCAAGAACCUGCGCGUCUUGGAUCUGGACCACAAUGAGAUUGCGGGCACGAUCGAGGACACCAGCGGCGCCUUCAUGGGGCUGGACCACCUCAGCAAGCUGACUCUGUUUGGAAACAAGAUCAAGUCCGUGGCCAAGAGAGCGUUCUCAGGGCUGGAAGCCCUGGAGCACCUGAACCUGGGAGAGAAUGCCAUCAGAUCUGUGCAGCUCGAUGCCUUUGCAAAGAUGAAGAAUCUUAAGGAACUCCACAUCAGCAGCGAGAGCUUCCUGUGUGACUGCCAGCUGAAGUGGCUGCCCCCAUGGCUCGUGAGCAGGACGCUGCAGGCGCUGGUCACCGCCACCUGUGCCCACCCAGAGUCCCUGAAGGGCCAGAGCAUCUUCUCGGUGCCACCCGAGAGCUUCGUGUGUGAUGAUUUCCCAAAGCCGCAGAUCAUCACCCAGCCAGAGACGACCAUGGCCGUGGUGGGCAAAGACAUCCGGUUCACGUGCUCGGCAGCCAGCAGCAGCAGCUCCCCCAUGACCUUCGCCUGGAAGAAGGACAACGAGGUCCUGGCCAAUGCGGACAUGGAGAACUUCGCCCACGUGCGCGCGCAGGACGGGGAAGUGAUGGAGUACACCACCAUCCUGCACCUGCGCCACGUCACUUUCGGGCACGAGGGCCGCUACCAGUGUGUCAUCACCAACCACUUCGGCUCCACCUACUCCCACAAGGCCAGGCUCACUGUGAAUGUGUUGCCGUCAUUCACCAAGAUGCCCUACGACAUCGCCAUCCGCACGGGCACCAUGGCCCGCCUCGAGUGCGCCGCCACCGGCCACCCCAACCCGCAGAUCGCCUGGCAGAAGGACGGGGGCACUGACUUCCCGGCGGCCCGCGAGCGGCGCAUGCACGUCAUGCCGGACGACGACGUGUUCUUCAUCACGGACGUGAAGAUCGACGACAUGGGCGUUUACAGCUGCACUGCCCAGAACCUGGCCGGCUCCAUCUCUGCCAACGCCACCCUCACUGUGCUAGAGACUCCGUCCCUGGCAGUGCCCUUGGAAGACCGUGUGGUGUCUGUGGGAGAAACGGUGGCCUUCCAGUGCAAAGCCACUGGCAGCCCCCCGCCCCGCAUCACCUGGCUGAAGGGGGACCGGCCGCUGAGCCUCACUGAGCGGCACCACUUCACCCCCGGCAACCAGCUGCUGGUCGUGCAGAACGUGGUGGCAGAGGACGCGGGCCGCUACACCUGCGAGAUGUCCAACGCCCUGGGCACGGAGCGUGCGCACAGCCAGCUGAGCAUCCUGCCCACGCCGGGCUGCAGGAAGGACGGGACCACCGUGGGCAUCUUCACCAUCGCCGUGGUGUGCAGCAUUGUGCUGACGUCGCUGGUCUGGGUGUGCAUCAUCUACCAGACCAGGAAGAGGAGCGAGGAGUACAGCGUCACCAACACAGAUGAAACCAUCGUGCCACCCGACGUCCCAAGCUACCUCUCUUCUCAGGGGACCCUUUCUGACCGGCAGGAAACUGUGGUCAGAACUGAGGGUGGCCACCAGGCCAACGGACACAUUGAGAGCAAUGGUGUCUGUCCCCGAGAUACGGGCCUAUUUCCAGAGACUGACGUUCACGGCAUUGCAUGCAGGCAGCCCAGGCUGUGCGCUGGGUCUAGUAAAGAGCCAUGGAAAGCACUGGAGAAAGCAGACGGGACUCCUGGCCUGCCUAAGAUGGAACACAGCGGCGCGGUCGUGUGCACGGACUGCAGCUCUGCGGCGGACACUCCCUCCAGGGAAAAGGCCUUGCAGCCCCAGCCUGUGGCCAGAGACAGCACCCAGCCAGGGACCCUGAGCGGCCGAGAGCAUUCGCCACAGCAUUUGGGCAGUGCAACCACGGACGGGUCCCUGUACCCCAGCAACCACGACAGAAUGGCGGCUCCCGGGGGGAAAGAGGAUUCUUCUCGGACGUUAGCGCGGUUGUAUGAAGCGGACUCGGCCGACGUGCAGCCGUCGUGUGCGCUGAGCGCAGGCCGUGUGCAGCACGCAGAAGCCGCCCCAGCCUUUGCCCAGCACUUGCUUGGCUCCCACGGGCACGUCCCGCAGGCGUGCGACUCUGGUCCCGAGUCCGGGACGCGGAGGGGGCCGCUGCUGUUGGCGCCGAGAAGCUAGGCGCUUCUACCUCAGCUGUUGUGGCAAGGGCUCCAGGCACGCGGGAGCAGAGGCCGGGAGCAGCUCGGGUUCGAGCGGCGCUGAUGUGUACAUAGCGGGAACGUCCGUGUACAGCGUCUGUCGCUCAAGGACAGAAAUGCAAGAGGCUAUUUGUGUACAAAAGGCAGGAAAAGUAUUUGAUACCAUUGUACAUAAGAGUUUUCAGAGAUUUCAUAUAUAUUAUAUAUCUUUUACAGAGGCUAUUUUAAUCUUUAGUGCAUGGUUAACAGAAAAAAAAUUAUACAGUUUUGACACUAUUAUUUUUCCUAUCAGGUUGCUGUUUAACUUUGGAGGGGGUGGGGACAUGUUCUGGUGCCUUAACGCGUGGCUGGGAUUAGGAGAGGCUAAAACGACGUUUGUUCCGGGAGUCUGGGGUGGGUGGGGAAGGAAGGAAGUCCUUGCAUUUGUAUUGCACUUGGCAGGACGGGCUCGAGGCUGCCUGGCAGUCAGAUGCCCUUGGCAGACAGGUGCUCCGGCUUUCAGGUUGUGAGUUGGUCUGGAUGCCCGGGAGCAGCUGGUGAGAACAGGCCCGCACUGCCUGUCGGCCUUCCCGGAAGCCUCCUCUAUGCCAAAUGCAGAUGCGCUCCUCGUGGUGCCACGUGACGGCUCCUAGAGGCCGUUAGUGACGGCUGCUGGCGUCGGCUCCUGUGGAUUUUAGGUCUGGGAUGCUUUCAGAGCUUCCCGUGAUGCUUUAGUUCUGCCAACAGAAUUACUGACAGUGGACUUGGGGGAUGAAAAAGGAUACAGUUCUUUGUCUUCAGGGCUAGCUUCUAUCUACUGAGGGUCCAGAGCAGGCCUGUCCCCGCCGUUCAGACUAGGGGAGAUCCAGCCCUGGACCUCGGUUCUGGGUGUAUUUGCACUUUUGAGCUCCAUAGCUAACCGUCUUGUGAGUGCCCGUGUGUCAUUCAGUCAAAACUGCAUUGAAACAAGGUCCUCCAAAUCUCAGCAAGCAAGUGCCUGUGGCCGCGAUGCUCGAGCGAGGCACUGACAGCAUGGUUACCUAUGUGCAUCUCGCUGUCUGUCAGCUGUCACCACUGCUCCGAAAGGUAAGCACAUGUAGGGUUCAGUCUCUACAGCUCCAUGGCUGAUGUUACUUCCACACAAUCUGUGAAUUUGCUGCUUCUGAGAGGCAAUGUGAAAGAGGAAGUAUUACUUUUAUGUACAAAGUUAUUUAUUUAUAGAAAUUUUGGUACAAUGUACAUUGAAAAACAUGUAAAAUAUUGAAGUGUCUAACAAAUGGCAUUGAAGUGUCUUUAAUAAAGGUUCAUUUAUAAAUAUUAA
This is a messenger RNA of Oryctolagus cuniculus (rabbit), 5138 nucleotides long. RefSeq names its product leucine rich repeats and immunoglobulin like domains 1 (gene LRIG1). The record is from RefSeq and is a predicted model, not a curated record. NCBI's taxonomy places the organism in Eukaryota, Metazoa, Chordata, Mammalia, Lagomorpha, Leporidae. Gene Ontology annotation, molecular function: protein binding.